AUGUACGGUACUUUACCGAAAUCAACAAGGACUAAAACGAAAUUUACCAAAGAAGAUUACGCGAAACUAAUCGUCGAAAAAAUCGUCAAAGAAAAAAGCCAAGAAACGAUUUCAACCCUGCUCUCCUGCUGCCAGCUUUACACCACCCCGCUUUUGAUCAUUCGCGAGUUGCGCCAUCUCUUCAACAAUCACUCAAACAGUAACAAGUCUACUGUAAUGGCAAAAUGCAAGACUGCUCAAAUUGUGAGUACCGCGAAUUAUCACACGAUCCGUCGCCCUCGAAAAGUGCCAAAGGAGCCCAAAGCUGACGAUGAGCUCGAAGAGAUCCUCCUCCAAAUCAAAGAUCUAAAGCUCAAGCUCUUCGAUAGCCAAUUAGAAGAACCGUACUCACGUGAUUCCGGCAUCGCUUCUUCCGUCAUUUCGGACGAUGAGCUCGUUCUUCCCGAAAUUCCUCAAUUGACCAGUUUGGACACAAGGUCGAGAAUCACUGAAAUCGUAGUCGAUUGGAUCAAACGAGAACCGAUGGUUUUCGUCGACGACAUCGUCUUCCACGUGAUGCGCAAGUUCCUCGAUGAAAUCGUCGCCGCCAAGUUCUUGCCUCAAAAUCAACGCGCGACGGUAGAAUCCUCGAUGAAAACCAACACCAGAGUCUCGACCAACUUCUUUUGCAAAAUCACUCCUCUCAGCGAACCCAUCACAAAUCUCAAAAACUUCGACAUCCAGAAAACUAUCGGUCCACUUGCCGCGCACAUCAAUUUCAUGGAUGGGACUUUCUACAAGAAUCUUUCCAGGGAUGUUAUUAUUUCUCAGUUGGUUCAAACUGGGGUCAGACCAAGAUGGAAUUCUUACUUGAAUUCGAUGGCAAGGCUUAACUCCUUGAUCUCCAUCGCCAUCCUCAAAUCGUCCUCCCCACUCGACGCGGCAAAAAUGAUCGACCUGUUCAUCAUCCUGGCCUGCUGCUGUCGACGCGCAAAAAACUACAACGCAACUGUCACCAUCACCACUGCCCUGCUUUCCAAGCCGAUCCAGAGACUUUCAAAAACUUGGUCAAAGGUCACAGAGCUCAAAAACUUCGCCAGUUUAAAAUUACUCGCCAAUCCGUCGAACAACUUCCGAUCCCUGCGAAAGGAACUCACGCUUGCCAGUUCGAAGGGAGAGAUUCUAGCGCCGUAUUUGACGCUUGUUGGAAAGGACGUUUUCUGGAUUGCCCAGGGAGCGAAUGAUUCUCAAAGCAUCCAUGAAGUGGAAUCAAGGACGAAAAUGCUGGCGAGCGCGAUUCCCAGACCGGCGAGGCGGAUUCCAGAGCCCUGUCAGAUCUGCAAAGGCGGACAGAACAGUGCGACGGAAAAGUGCAAAGUGAUGGAAGUUCUGACGACGUUUACGAUCUUCUCUGAUGAUGUGCUGUAUCAUCUGUCGUACAAGAUGGAGUCUCCGGUCAAUUCGUUUGAAAAAGAAGAGUUCAAGUCGCUGAAGCCAAAGAAGAAGUCUGUUCGCUCGCUGAGAAAACUUAUUCAGCUUUUAGUCUGA
Oikopleura dioica is the source of this 1527-nucleotide messenger RNA. The record is from the annotation of a GenBank genome assembly. Lineage: Eukaryota; Metazoa; Chordata; Appendicularia; Copelata; Oikopleuridae.